This is a messenger RNA of Lasiodiplodia theobromae, 537 nucleotides long. RefSeq lists its product as uncharacterized. The transcript has 2 exons. NCBI's taxonomy places the organism in Eukaryota, Fungi, Ascomycota, Dothideomycetes, Botryosphaeriales, Botryosphaeriaceae. Bases 1 to 537 code for a protein of 178 amino acids. The record is from RefSeq and is a predicted model, not a curated record.
AUGCCGCCCAACCCCACCAACAACAAAGCGCCUGAUCGUGAGAAAGAGCUGCAGGAGCAGAUCAAAGUGACUGGAGAGAAGCUUGCAAGCCUGAGAAAGGAUUUGCAAGCCGAACAGCAGCGCAAAGCCCGUGAAGAAGCCAAAGUGAAAAAGAGAAAGUACGAUGACUACAUGAAAGGCACGGAUAAUACGGAUGGCAAGAUGGAUCUCACUUGCGAGAUUCAUCAUAUCCUUGACAGAUUCGAAGCGGGUGAAUAUCAGUGGAAGCAGAGGCAGAAGGAGUACACAGGCAUUAUCGAAAUGCUUGAUGAGCUGAAGGUGGCUCGACCCUCCAUCAUCAACUUCAACAGCAUCAGCAUCGGCGAAUUGGAUGCCCUGAAGACGGUUCAGGCUCACGUUAAAGCCGAUAGGAAGAUGCUCAACACUUUGGCAGUAUCUCUACUUCCGUCGGUCCAGGAGAAGAUAUCGAAGCUGAAAGACAAGAUCUGCGGAAAGAAGCCGCCGGUGGACUAUGAGAAAAAGCCACUCUCUUCCUAA